Molecule: messenger RNA, 3684 nt
Organism: Neodiprion fabricii
Lineage: Eukaryota; Metazoa; Arthropoda; Insecta; Hymenoptera; Diprionidae
Exons: 8
Coding region: 727-2115 (462 amino acids)
Source: RefSeq, a predicted model, not a curated record
CGGCAAACCACCAAACCGCUUCGACGUCGACGUCCGACGUUGUUUUCGUUUCAUCAUCGAGGUAUCCUAACGACUAGUGAAUCACCUUGACGAGAAAGAGGUUCUCCACGUGUUUUUUUCUUUAUUCCGCGUAGUACGUCUCCAAGAUCAUCGCAGCAUUGUGAGUGGGUGUAAAGUUUUUAGAAUAAUUUUUUCCGCGUAUCUUACACGUGUGUUUAUUCAUUCGCUGGAAGAAAAACCCUAAUUGAUCAACCUGAAUGGGAUAUAAACAGUCCAGACACGAUUGGAACAACAAGCUUACACCGCCCACGCGUCGUCCAUCAACAGCGACAGCGGAAUCUCGAGGAACAGGCUGCCAAAGAAUCAUCAAACAUCGUUGUAUAUUCUGCUAAAGAGUCGAAUACACGUGGCGCGGGCUUGCUGAAGUCGCAGAAACGGGCACCGUCAUCUGGAGAACGUCAACUCCCACCACGAGAGGAAGCAGGAGAAGGAAAAAAAGAAUAACGAUAUGCCCCAAUGAUGAAGAGCUUUUCGAAAUCACUUCAACGACGGACUCGGUGUAUUUAUAACACAACGUACUGCAUCGGCAUAUAAUACGCAGCCGUAAACCGAACUGCUAUGCUUCUUAAGUGCGGCUCAACUUCACAAGUGCGGUUCGGCCUGUCGAGCAUCAGCGUCUGCAGCACUUGAAGGACUAAAUUUGAACAGUACCUGUGAUGAUCGGUGAUGGCAGCAGGAACCCCGAUCCUCGUUCCGAUCAUUGUGACGAUCGCGGUCCUCCUAUUCACCGAAACGACGCCCGUUUCAUCGAUCCUACGCCGGAGGGUUUCGGCCGUGAAACUCAAUCAUGAUCACAUGGAACUCGUGGAAGAGGAAACUUGCUCCAAUCAAACCCUCAGGAUGACCUGCAGGUCCCUCAAGGCCAUCUUGAUCGUUCUUGAAGCUGAGUACAAACCGAAUGACUCAAAUUUGUGCGAAGUCGAAGCCAGAGGAUCUGAAGAUAUCGCGACCAUACGCCGCUUCCAGAUGAUCAGAAAUCUUUAUGGUGAUUACGAUUCAAGACCUGACAGAGUGGACUUGAAAUUAUCCAUAAACAGAAGAUGCUCGGGACUGCAGCACUGUCGUUUCAACGUAUAUUCGGACCACUCUGAAGCCUUAUUCUGGAGCCCGGCGAACCUGCGGUUGAAAUAUGCCUGCACCCCAGAAGCGGCGAUCAUCAAGUACUGCAACAGGAUGCUGCCGGUCAUUGGAGGGGAAGGAGGCUUCCUGAAGAGCCCGGGAUAUCCGCUCUUCUAUACGGGUGGCAGCACGUGCGGCUGGACUUUCAAGUCGCUGCCAGGUCAGAGGAUCGCCUUGACCUUUCAUGACCUGGACAUACGCAGUCCCGAGCAGGAUGGAAGCUGCGUCGACGUGAUCAGGAUACGGGAGAACAGGGUCACCCUUUUUGAAUCUUGUGGAACUGCGGUCGGUGUCCAGGUGCUCUCCGAGUCAAACGUCGUCACCUUGGACCUGAUUGCAUCAGGCAAAAUCUACCCCUCCAGGGGAUUUCUCUUGCAAUAUAAGGCUGUUGGAUGUCCGCAAGUUCAACCUCCAAACGGAAGCUACGCAGUGAACGAAACUGGUGAUGCUAAAACCUUUCUAUGCAAACUAGGAACUGUAUUCCCUGACACCAAUAAGAGAACCAGAUUGAUUCAAUGCAAGAACGGGAUCUGGAGCGAAGACAGGCAGAUGAUUAGCUCUCAGAGAUGCGUUCUCACAGCGUCUGAGAUCGAGAGGAACGCAGGAACGCGACGGUCUUCGGCGCUAUCAAGCCUCGCGGAAGAACCGGGAACAGGUAGCAACACUGGUAUUUUUCCCGUGAAUGGUGUGGUGGUGAGGUCGCAUGACUCAAUGCACUCCAUGAGCUCAACCGCGGAUCCAGGAAACGCGGCCAUGAUGAAGGACGGAAACUACGUCGUAGAUUUCAUCGUACCGACCGCCCUAAUCGCGUUGCUGUUCAUCUUCAACGCGAUCAUCGUCUGGGUAAUAUUCCAGUACAGAAAAAGGAAACAGCCAGCCAUCGAAGGAGAGGAAAUGGCACUGCGGCCAAAGUCGGAAGAGCUUCCGCAUGUGUGAUAAGUUUAUUUUUACCUACAGUUUUUUUUAUUUUAUUUUAUUUUUUCCGUUUUUAACUUUAUUUCUUUUGUAAACUCACCUCUUAGAAUACGUGUUUAAGAAUUAUAUUUUAUAUCUAUUUGUGAAAAAAAGAAAAAACAAGAACACUGAGGGAGAAGUGAAAAUACGCCUAUAAGAAAAAAAUAUUUUCAACUAUUUAAAUUUAAAAUCAACACGCGUUUUCGCACAUCCAUACUUUUGAGGCUUACGACUUCGUGUACCAUACAUAAUAUAUUACAGUACAACCUCUCAAUAAUGCCACUUCCCCUAAUCCGUGCUCGAACGCUUCCCCCACUACCAUACUACUACACUCCGGCAUUAUCCGCAUUCUCUCUCAACAAUGCCACUGGUAAAAUACGUACAUACACAAAGGUACGGAAAUUACACUUUUUCGCGCGGUACUAUUGAGAGGGUCGAGAAAUAAUUCUGGAGGACGAGAGUUUGUAGUUAGAGUGGGGGAACCGAGAUUCUGAGAAAUGUAUUCUCCCCUCACAGCCCGUGAGCGGCUCUAUGAAGAGGUUGCACUGAAUAUAAAUAAUAAUAAUAAUUUAAUUAUCAGUCUCAAGACACACAGGCCUAAAAUGAAAAUAGUACGAAAUGAAGCACAGAAUGAAGGGAAAAAAUUAACUUCGCGAAGCAAAUUGUCUCUCGCCUAAAGUAAUAAUAAUAAGAAUGAAAAUAAGAAUGAAAUAAAAGCAGGAAAUAAAGAAAAAACUUGACCAAGUUAUCUCCAGUAAAAUAAAAGUAUGGUCCCAAACGAUUGAUCAUGUCACAAACUUUCAUGUUUGCAAGUUUCUAACUUUUCCCAUACGAUUCUAGAAGCGUUGAUACCAAAGUCUAUUCGAUGUGACAAAAAAUAUUGACUGAACUAAAACUCGUGGAUAUUCCAAAGUUUUCGAUCAUCAUCGUAGAGAAAUCGGAAAUUCUCGGAAAAUCGUGACACAGAUUUCAUUUAUAAUAGCCCAAAACAGUUCUCGGGAAACUCUCGUUAGCUAUUUCAGUUGAAAUACUACUCGAGGAAAAUUCAAGAGUAAGUUCGAAAUUCUAGGUUUUCGAUUGAGUUUUGUGAUUGAAAGCAGAAUACGAUAAUUCUAUAUUUUUCCCGCUUUUGUAGGUAUAUAACGACUCUGUAAUAAAAAUGAGAACUUUACCCAAAAUUGUGCGAUUAAAUUUCAACGAAAAAUAUCUCUUCUGGAAUAUUCUUACGUAAAAUCAUAAUUAUUAUCGAAACAAACCCUUAUAUUGUAUGUAAGCUUGAAUGUACGUAUAUUGUAUUCGUGUAGCCUGAAUCAAGGAGAUAAUCCCGAUGCAAAAAUGGCGUACACUGAUUAAGAUUGCAAAUAUCACAAAUUGAUUUUAAUUAUUACAGAGAUUACCGAAUGAUUGCAAAGAUUUCAGCAAGAUGACUAAGCAUUAAAAAAUUUGCAAGGGUUGCAAAAGAUUACAGGGAUUACGGGUCGAUUACAGAGUUUACAUAGAGAUUGCAAAAAAUAACAAAAAAUACUCAAAAUUACAAUGAAUACAAUAGAA